Messenger RNA from Nylanderia fulva, 1766 nucleotides. Its product is annotated as katanin p60 ATPase-containing subunit A-like 2. Lineage: Eukaryota; Metazoa; Arthropoda; Insecta; Hymenoptera; Formicidae. Gene Ontology annotation, molecular function: protein binding; ATP binding; ATP hydrolysis activity. The record is from RefSeq and is a predicted model, not a curated record.
UUUCCUCUCCAUUGACAACCGCGCCGCGUCGACAUCGUCAUGACAACCGUGGAAUCCCUCAUAUGUAUAUCCUUCAAACAAGGAAACGAGCGCUGAUCGAAGAAGCGAAGAACCUGUCGAGGAGAUUAAUUAACGUCGAUUUUUGCCCGGAGGAAGGGAAAUGAACGACUGUCUGUCACUAAACGCCAUUUCCGCCCGCGUCGCUCACUUGGCGAAGGAUAAGGAAGAGAAACGUGCUCAAGAACGUCGGCGACAUCUUAUUUAUCUUAUCACUGCCUUUUUACGGGAACAAGGAUAUUCUAACACAGCGGAGAGUCUAUUCAAAGAAGCUCAGCUCUCUCGAGACAUUCAAGUAUGUGACAAUAUCGACCUGGAGACUAUUAUUCUUGAAUAUACUGAUUAUUAUCACGCCAAGUACAACAGGUACCCGAAACUAUGUAAGAAGGCAGAAGCAACCACCGGAAAUGUGCCACAGAAUGUCAAUAAAAAAGAGAGACCCACGAGGGUCCUCAAUUCGAAGCAAGAGGAUAGUCGUAUCACCGAGGAGUGCAACAGUAUUGGAAGAAAUAAAAUCGUCCAGAAACAAUCGUCCGCGUGGGACGAAUUGAAUCUCGGUAUCACGGUAACGCCAAUUUUUCCUGCGGAAAGUGGCGAUCGAGUCAUACAUCCGCUGAUGUCCGGCGAAACUGCCGCUGAUAAUGAGAGACUACUGAGACCCAUCGGUGAUCUUUAUCCAUCUGGCUCCGAAUUGAAAGAAAUCGCCGACGUUAUAUCACGGGAAAUCGUGCAACAAAAGUUGAACGUUCAUUGGGACGACAUAAAAGGAUUAAAGAAUUGCAAGACGUUAUUAAAGGAAGCUAUAUUGUACCCCAUGAAAUAUCCAAAUCUGUUUAGCGGAAAACUCGGUUCUUGCAAAGGCGUAUUGUUAUACGGUCCACCGGGAACUGGAAAGACAAUGCUCGCGAAAGCGGUCGCCACAGAGUGUCAUUCGACCUUUUUUAAUAUCACUUCCAGUUCUGUCAUUAGCAAAUGGAGAGGCGACUCCGAAAAAUAUAUUCGCGUACUCACCGAUCUUGCUAAACAUUAUGCGCCUACGAUAAUCUUCAUCGAUGAAAUCGAUUGGACGACCACAAACAACGUGGACUAUGGUUCGUCGAGUUCGGAACCUGCUAGAAGGUUUCGAGCGGAACUUCUCGCCAGAUUAGAUGGAUUAUUAUCAUUGGAUAAUAUUAAUGUAAUAUUAUUAGCAGCUACAAACGUUCCCUGGAAUAUCGACGUUGCCUUAUUGAGACGUUUAGAGAAGCGAAUUUUUGUGGAUCUCCCCGACGAGGCUAGUCGAUUGGAAAUAUUACGGUUUUAUGUGCGUGACAAUUUACACGAUUCGUCGGAAAUGUUUAAAUUAGUCCAAGAAACCACAGGAUAUUCCUGCGCGGAUUUGAAGCUGCUGUGCAAGGAAGCAUGGAUCAAUCAGUUGCGGCCUAUUUGGGCGAGUCUCGAGACCAAAGCAAUUUCCGUCAGCGAUAUUCGAAACGACGGUCAGAUCAAUGCAAUGAGUUAUCUUACGUCUGCAAAACAUAAUGUAAAACCCACCGCCAAGCAUAUAAACGCGCAAUAUAUAGAAUGGCAUAAACAAUUUGGUUGUUCUAAAUGAGUAGGAAAAUAGCAGGAGCACUUGGAGUCAUAAUUAUAAUAAAAAAAAAGAGCAGAUAUGUGUAAUAUGUAUAAUAAUUAGACAUAAUGCAUAUAAUUAGAUUCAUUUUUUCUCA